GGAUGAAUAACCAUAAUUUACUACACGGUUGUUAGGGUACAUAUAGCUGUACAGUUAGGGUACAUAUAGCUGUACAGUGUGGAUCAAUACAAUCGUAUGAAACUCAAUACAAAACAGAUAAUGGAUUAAAUGAGCUUCUCGUAGAAGAAACUGGAAGACUGAAAAUAACUAUGAUGCAGAUGAAAGCUUUUAUAUUUGUGACGUGUUUAUUGAUAAACAUGGCGUAUACUAUUAAGAACCUAAGACACCGUAGGAAUUCGAAUGAGAUCAAUGUUCAGGAGCUUGAAAUUAUUUCGGAUGUUGCUCUUAGAUACGCAAAGGUAUUAGUGAGAAGUAUGAUGAUAAACCGGAAGUCAGCGGACCAGGAAGUGGCAUUUCAAGUGAGGCUCCCGAAGGAAGCGUUCAUCACAAGUUUUGAAAUAGAUACGGAUAACAGAACGAUAAAAGCUGCCAUCAAAGAGAAGAAAGAAGCGCAAGCUGAAUACGAAAAAGCGAAGAAAGAUAAUGUUACUGCAGGUCUCAUUAGUCAACAGGACAUAAGGGAUGAUAUUGACAUAGAUAUAUUCAAUGUCGAGGUAAACGUUGCAGCAAAUACUACGAUAGAAUUUCGCCUGGAAUAUGAGGAGUUUCUUCAGCGUCAUGCUGGAAAGUAUUCUCAAAAGAUUUUUAUAGAUUCGGAUCAUGUUAUACCAAACCUUGAAGUAAAAUGUAAUUUUAAGGAAAAACAAAAAUUUAAAACACUCACUUACAAAACACCAUAUGUUAUUCAACAAGAACUAUCCAAUGAGGGAACUGCAACGAAUGAUGGCUAUUAUGUGAAUGCAAUAGAUUGGAAGCCAAGUGAGUCUGACCAGGUAGCGGCAACUGAAGGCCUAAAAGCACCAUUUGAAAUAGAAUAUGAAUUACAAAUUGAAGAGAACGGAGGCAUUGUCUUUCUUAACAGUGAUGGAGAGUUUGUUCACAUGUUUUCGGUUCCUUGUAAUGAGAGUGAAAUCAUGUCAAAGCAAAUUGUUUUUGUCAUUGACAUAAGCGGCUCUAUGAGCGGAAACCCUAUACUACAAGUUAGGCAGGCCAUGGCAUCAAUAUUAUCUCAACUCCGGUCAAAUGACUAUUUCAAUAUCAUUAUAUUUGAUGACGUUUCAGCCAUGUGGCAAACAAGUUUUCAGGUAGCAAGUUCAGAAAAUGUAAAUAGGGCGCAGCGGUAUGUGCUGCAAAAUGUCAAAGCGAGAGGUUCUACAAACAUAAAUGACGCUUUACUGCGGGCUGUAGGUUUAUUUGACAUUAAUGCUGCCAACGAACGCUCUGGACAAAUAAUUGUGUUUCUAACCGAUGGAUCGCCUACAGCAGGUGUGACAAAUACAAGCGCUAUCCUUAAAAAUGUACGGAGUGCAAAUAAUGGCCUCGAAGGAAGAUGCUGCAAAUCGACAAUAUACACGAUUGCAUUCGGGAGACAUGCAGAUAUAACAUUUCUUAGUUCAAUAGCAUAUCAAAACGCCGGUACAUUAACUAAAAUCAAAGAGAUCCAAAGUGAUGUUGCUGACGGUCAACUAAUUGCGAUGUACGAAGAUAUUAAAAAUCCAUAUUAUAAGAAUCUUAAUUUCUCUUUUGAAGUGGGCGGUGAAACAAUUCCUGCCACCAAUGUUACGCAGACUCAAGUAUUACUAUAUGACUGCAGAGGUGAAAUUGUAAUAAAUGGCCGAACAAUCGCCGGGGAGGAAAUUUACCCUAAAGUUAAAGUUGUUGGAGUCACGGGUGAUAUUGUCUUCAAAUCUGUUCCAACAAUUUUGAUAUUAAAUGAAGAUUCUGCCAUGCUGUCGCGACUUGUUAUCUACCAAUGGGUGAAACAAUUGUUAAAAGAAUCGACAAGCGCAGUCGACGCAGGGAGAAGAGACGUAGCAACCAAUAUGGCUUUAGAGUUAUCUCUGAAAUACGGAUUUGUGACGCCUUUAACGUCACUUGUUGUAACCGACUAUCCAACUCAUAGUAAUCCUGGAUCCGAAGAUGGAAUAUUUAUACAUUCCAUGACAACAGGCUGUCAUCAAACCACAUUUAACAGAUUGUUUUUGCUUAUUGGACUUUUAGUUUCGAAGUUAUUAUGUCAUGUAUAGAUUUAACUUUUUUCUAGCCGAAAUUUCAUAUGGUCUUUGGGUUAUGGUUAAGUUCACAAAUAAAUUAGCACGAAAGAUUUUGUAAUUUCACAGAAGCGUCAUCCUGAUUGCCCAUGCGUCAGUGGUUUCAGAAUCAAAACUGUAAUGAUAGGCCCUGUCUAUUUUCAAAAAAUCCCUGCAUCGGAAAUUAUCAGAUAUGUAUUGUGUGACAAUAAAUCAAAAUAUUCUCUGCUGUAUUUUAAUGUGUCUAAUGUCAUUACACAGAGGCUAUUUUGAAGUGUAACUAUUGUUGAUACAUGUAUAUGUAUGCAUAUUUAUUUGCAAUAUGUAUGUAUAAGACUUAAAAUAUGUGUUGUUUUGUUAAUCGAUAGUCUGUUUUUGUAUAUUAAAGUGUUUCGGUUCGUAAA
Mercenaria mercenaria is the source of this 2515-nucleotide messenger RNA. Its product is annotated as inter-alpha-trypsin inhibitor heavy chain H4-like. The coding region runs from base 171 to 2108 and encodes 645 amino acids. The record is from RefSeq and is a predicted model, not a curated record. Lineage: Eukaryota; Metazoa; Mollusca; Bivalvia; Venerida; Veneridae. The transcript has a single exon.